Messenger RNA from Alosa sapidissima (American shad), 1935 nucleotides. RefSeq names its product transcriptional repressor CTCF-like. Gene Ontology annotation, cellular component: nucleus. The record is from RefSeq and is a predicted model, not a curated record. The coding region runs from base 429 to 1631 and encodes 400 amino acids. Gene Ontology annotation, biological process: regulation of transcription by RNA polymerase II. Gene Ontology annotation, molecular function: DNA-binding transcription factor activity, RNA polymerase II-specific; RNA polymerase II cis-regulatory region sequence-specific DNA binding. Lineage: Eukaryota; Metazoa; Chordata; Actinopteri; Clupeiformes; Clupeidae. The transcript has 9 exons.
GCAUUUUGACAUUGUAAAUGUUGGAAAGUUUGAAGUAAAGCUACUUAGCGGUAUAUGUGGGCUAAACUGUGGACUACUUGGUGCCCUAUGCACAGUGCGUGAUGCGCGUGGUGGUAGCGGCAGCACUGAGCACAGCGCAUGCACGUCAAGGAGAAACCAGAACGGUGGAAAACUUAUUCUAUGGCUCUGGGAGAAACCAGAAGGCACACAACACCGGCAACGAGUAACCAGCAGACUUGUAUGAUCAACAACUGGAGCAGGACGAGCUCCAACCACUGGAGGAACCCCAAGUUCAGGAGGAGGGUGAGGAAAUUAUCACCGAACCACAGAACGAGGACCCCACCUGGGCCAAAGACCCUGACUACCAGCCCCCUGCCAAGAAGACAAAGAAGAGCAAGCUGCGCUACAACAUAAAGGGCGAGAAGGACAUGGACGUGUCUGGGCACGUCUUUGAGGAGGAGCAGCAGGAGGGCCUGCUCUCGGAGGUCAACACAGAGAAGGUGUUUGGCAACAUUAAUCCACCCAAACCCACCAAAAUCAAAAAGAAGGGUGUGAAGAAAACAUUCCAGUGCGAGCUGUGCAGCUACACCAGCCCCCGCCUCUCCAACCUGGACCGCCACAUGAAGAGCCACACAAACGAGAGGCCCCACCAAUGUUACCUGUGCGACCGCGCUUUCAGGACAGUCACUAUGCUGAGAAACCACCUGAACACACACACAGGCACCAGACCAAACAAGUGCACGGACUGUGAGAUGGCGUUUGUAACCAGUGAAGAACUUGUUAGGCACCAACGUUACAAGCACACCCACGAGAAGCCCUACAAGUGCUCUCUGUGUGAUUACGCCAGUGUGGAGGUGAGUAAGAUGAAGUGCCACAUCCGCUCCCACACCAGAGAGCGCCCCUUCCAGUGCAGCUUGUGCAGCUAUACCUCCACUGACACAUACAAGCUGAAGAGACACAUGACCGUACAUUCAGGGGAGAAACCAUAUGAGUGUUACAUCUGCCACGCUCGCUUCACCCAGAGUGGCACUAUGAAGGUGCACAUCUUGCAGAAACACACUGAGAACGUGGCCAAGUUCCACUGCCCACACUGCGACACAGUCAUUGUCCACAAGAGGCACUUUAAUGUUCAUCUGCGUGAGCAGCACUCGUACAUCGAGCAGGGCCGGAAAUGUCGCUACUGUGAGGCCGUCUUCCACGUGCGCUAUGCCCUCACCCAGCACCAGAAGUCCCACAAGAACGAGAAGCGCUUCAAGUGCGACCAGUGCGAUUACGCAUGCCGACAGAAGUGUCACAUGGUGAGGCAUAAGCGCACCCACACCGGUGAGAAGCCGUACGCCUGCAGCCACUGUGAGAAGACCUUCAGGCAGAAACAGCCUCUGGACGUGCACUUCCGCCGCUACCACGACCCCAACUUUGUGCCCACCUCCUUUGUGUGCACCAAGUGUGGCAAAACUUUCACCCGCAGGAACACCAUGGCCCUGCAUGCAGAGAACUGCAAUGGCCAGGACACCACCGGUGGCAAAAACAGGGCUCCUCCUAGGAGAGGCCGCGGCAGGAAGAGGAAGAUGCGCGGCAACCAUCAGACAACCCGGCCAGGAACAGUGGCAUCCAUUCAUCCAUCCAUUUAAGUUUUUAAAAGACCCGCAGUUUGAGAAGUUGUGAUGGGAACUUUGAUGGGAAGUUGUGAGCAGAUGUUUCCUAACCCUCCGAUAGAUCUUGAUCUGUUUCUUGUCAGGACUACGUUUGUUAUGGGUAAAGUUGCUUUGAGAAGGAGACAUUGUGGACAACCGGGAUGUUUGAAUAAAAGGAGUGCUUUUGGGGGGAAAAUGACUAUAAAGUUUUGUCGCUCUUUUUAGUAACAUAAAAAACAUUGGAAACGAUGUCCUCUAUCCGAACAUUUCUGCUGAAUUAAAAAUGAUGUUUCCUCCUACA